Chlamydomonas reinhardtii is the source of this 3586-nucleotide messenger RNA. RefSeq lists its product as uncharacterized. The coding region runs from base 103 to 2970 and encodes 955 amino acids. Gene Ontology annotation, molecular function: GTPase activity; microtubule binding; GTP binding. Gene Ontology annotation, cellular component: membrane; microtubule; cytoplasm. Lineage: Eukaryota; Viridiplantae; Chlorophyta; Chlorophyceae; Chlamydomonadales; Chlamydomonadaceae. The transcript has 23 exons. The record is from RefSeq and is a predicted model, not a curated record.
CAUUUAGUUUCUGCCUGGACGGUGUUCUGCAUCGCUGCCCCCACACUGAGGCUUGACGAGUGACGGCCCCGACGUCCUUCCUCGCGCGUCGUCAUUUAGUGCAUGGCCACGGACAACCUUUCUAGGUAUCAGCAGCAGGCGGCGUCGCUCAGCUCAGGCGGAUUCAGGGACAGCACCAUGACGUUCUCCGCGGGGGACGACGACCUGCUGGACCGCUCCAGCAAGGGGUAUCUACGCGGGCACGAGCGCCUCUACGAUGCGUACAAUGAGCUGCACACUUUGGCGCAAAGCUUCAACAAGCCGUUCGACGCGCCGGCGAUCCUUGUCGUGGGGCACCAGACCGACGGAAAGUCAGCUCUGGUUGAGGGCCUGAUGGGCUUCCAGUUCAACUCAGUGGGCGGUGGCACUAAGACGCGCAGGCCCAUUGCCAUCAACAUGAAGUACAACGGUGCCUGCUCCACGCCGGCCUGCUUCCUGAAGCUGGAGGACGGCGUGUCGGAGCAGGAGAUGUCGCUGGCGGAGCUGCAGGCCUACAUUGACGCGGACAAUGCAGCACUGGAGCGAGAGCAGCGCUUCGCCGCCAAGGAGAUUGUGGUGCGCAUGGAGUACAAGCACUGCCCCAACCUCACCAUCAUUGACACGCCGGGCCUCAUCUCGCCGGCACCGGGCAAGAAGAAUUGCGCGCUGCAGAACUGUGCGGCGCAGGUGGAGGAGAUUGUGCGCGCCAAGGCACAGGUGCCGGAGUACGUCAUCCUAUGUCUGGAGGACUGCAGCGACUGGUCCAACGCCACCACCCGCCGGCUGGUCAUGCAGGUUGACCCCAACCUGGUCCGCACGGUGCUGGUGAGCACCAAGUUCGACACACGCAUCCCGCAGUUCGCGCGCGCCGCCGACUGCGAGAUGUUCCUGCGGCCCUCGGCGCUGGACAGCAUGGGCAUGCUGGGAGACGGCCCCUUCUUCACGUCGGUGCCUUCGGGCCGUGUGGGCUCCGGCGCCGACUGCGUGUUUCCCUCCCACGACGUCUUCCGCGAGCGGCUGGCCGACCGCGAGGCCACCGACGUCGCCGAGCUGGAGUCCAAGCUGGCGCGCAAGCUGAGCCGCGGCGAGCGGGACCACAUCGGGGUGGGCGCCCUGCGCCGCUACCUGGAACAGCUGCUGCAGAAGCGCUACUUGGACGCGGUGCCCUCCAUUGUGCCGCUGCUGGAGGCGGAGCAGCGCGCCACCGCGGCCCGCAUCGAGGCGGUGCGUCGCGACCUGGCCGGGCUCAACCCCGAGGAGCUCAAGGACAAGGGCCGCGCCUUUGUGGACGCCUUCCUGAACCGCCUGCAACAACUGCUGCGCGGCACCAUCACCGCGCCCGCCGACAAGUGGGGCGAGACGCUGGCGGAUGAGCAUGCCCGCGGAGGCUCGUUCGUGAGCGGCAGCCGCGCGCUGGCGGGCGCGCACGAGGCGGUGCCCAACGCCGCCAUGCGGCUGUACGGCGGCGCGCAGUUCCACCGGGCCAUGAGCGAGUUCCGGCUGGUGGUGGGCGGGCUGGCCUGCCCCGAGCUGAGCCACGAGGAGAUCGUGAACGCCUGCGGCCUGGACUACGAGGGCGGGCACGAUGGGGUCAACUACGUGCGCACGGCGUGUGUGAUUGCGGUCAGCAAGGCCAAAGAGCUGCUGGAACCCUUCAUCCACCAGCUGGGCUCCCGCCUGGCGCACGUGCUGCGGCGCCUGCUGCACAUCAGCCUGGCGCUCAUGCAGCAGGGCGACUCGGGCCUGGCGGGCGGCUGCGGCAGCAGCGGCUCGGCGCACGCGGCGGCCGCGCUGACGGACCAGUUCGUGCGCCGCGUGAGCAGCGCCUUCCACGCCUUCCUGGCGCACGUUGAGGACAGCUGCAAGGAGCGGUGCCUGGAGGACCUGGCCUCCACCACCCGCUACGUCAGCUGGAGCCUGCACACGCGCAACAGCAGGAGCCUCAAGCAGCUGCUGGGCAGGGUGCGCGUGACCAACAACGACAGCAGCAGCGGCAGCCACCCCAUCAUCACCACCGGCUCGGCGCCCGGCGGCAUCAACGGCGGCAAGGCCGGCGGCGCCAUGGCCGGCGGCGCCACGGGCCUCAGCCGCGAGCCGUCCAUGACGGGCGGCGUGGGCGGCGGCCAGGCCGGCAGCCUCAGCCUGCCCGACAUGCUGGAGGCCACACUGUGGAACAGGAACCUGACGGGCGUGAGCGAGGACAUCGUGCGGGCGCUGGUGCUGCAGAUGUUCGAGGGCAUUCGCGACCACCUGGUGCAGGCCGCCGAGCUCAAGUUCAACUGCUUCUUCCUGAUGCCGCUGGUGGACAGCUUCCCGGCGCGCCUGCGCAAGGACAUCGAGUGCGCCUACGAGGAGGGCCUGGACGAGGUGUUUGACGCCGCCGCAAUGCGCACCGCUCUGGAGGCGCGCCAGGCGGAGCUGCAGGAGGAGCUGCGCCGGGUGGAGCGGCUGCAGCGCAAGUUCCACGGCAUCCACUCCACACUGGUGCACGGCCCCAGCCUGGCCUCCGGCCCCACCAGCCGCGCCAUCACCGACCUGGACGCCAGCCUCAUGGUGUCGGUGGCGGCGUCGCCGCUGGCGGCAGCGCUGGCGGGCGGCGGCGCGCAGGGCCUAACUAGUCCCGACAUGGGUGGCAUGCGGCCUAUCGGCAGUCGACUGGCGGCUGCGGCUGCCGCACGCACUCCGGACAUGGCGACUGGCAAGUCCGCCAUGGGUGUUUCGCCUGCCGCGCUGUCGGCGGGCCGCAAAGCGAUGCCGUCUGCGGCGGGCGCGGCCGCCAUAGCCGCCGGCGCCUCACUACGGCAGAUGACGCAGGCGGCACCUGCAGGUGUGGAGCGCGACCGUGGUGAGCGCGAUGCGAAGGACAAGGCUGCUGUCGGCGGCUCGGGCGUGGCAGACAAGGUGGCAGCGGUGCAGCAGCUGCAGCAGCAGCAGGCCAUGGCGGGGCGGUGAAGUGGAAGCCGCUUGAGAGCGCUGCAGCGGCAAAGGCUGGUGAGUUAUUGAUAUGGGUUGUGCGGCAGAGCACAGGCACAUAGGUUCUGCGUUGAGAGAAGCCGCAACUACACAGCAACCCGGUGUAAGUGCUCACGUUGAGCAGGUUUUUAACGCACCAGGCAGGUGCGUGGUAUGUGAGUCGGGUAGCUUGUGACUGGUGAGAUUGCUGUGAGGCUUGGAGCAGGCGAACUUGGAGGUUGGCAUGCCAACCAACGCCCUCAGAAGAGGUAUGCGCAAUGCUGCACGUUCAUUGGUCCGGUCCAAAUAUUGACACCAAAGACAGUGAGUUACUAUAAUUUUGUUCGGUCACGUCGCAACAACCGUGAUGCUGGUUGGUUUUUGGGUCAAGGUGCUGCAACACAGUGCACCCCGUACGCAUAUUCAUGAAGAAUCUUCAUAUCUACAUCUGUCAUGAAGACGAACAUGUAAACAACAAGAACGGCUCAUCUGCUUGCGCACGCUCCAACCCUGCUACUUGUAUGCUAUCGUGCCACGUUCGGGUAGACUAGGCACACAGGCGAUCAUACGGUUCCGCAACGGGAAGGUGCCCCUGUGCGAUCGUGUCAGACCCCUC